Messenger RNA from Megalobrama amblycephala (Wuchang bream), 678 nucleotides. It is a transcript of the gene lamtor2, whose product is annotated as late endosomal/lysosomal adaptor, MAPK and MTOR activator 2. Gene Ontology annotation, biological process: cellular response to amino acid stimulus; positive regulation of TOR signaling. The coding region runs from base 138 to 515 and encodes 125 amino acids. Gene Ontology annotation, molecular function: guanyl-nucleotide exchange factor activity; molecular adaptor activity. The record is from RefSeq and is a predicted model, not a curated record. The transcript has 4 exons. NCBI's taxonomy places the organism in Eukaryota, Metazoa, Chordata, Actinopteri, Cypriniformes, Xenocyprididae. Gene Ontology annotation, cellular component: Ragulator complex.
AGACUACAUUUCCCAUGAACCAUCAGCGCGGAAGUAAGAAGUCAGCUGAUGUUCUUGUUGGGCUGCUAGAAGUUGUUGCUAUAAUCUCGCGUAUAUUUUAAACGUUUAUUAGUAUAUUUGCUCUUUUCAUUUGAAUUAUGUUGCGUCCUAAAGCAUUAACACAAGUACUCAGUCAAGCAAACACCAGUGGAGUACAAAGCACGCUGUUAUUGAACAAUGAAGGCUCCCUGUUGGCAUAUUCUGGAUAUGGAGACACCGAUGCAAGAGUCACUGCAGCUAUUGCCAGCAACAUCUGGGCGGCUUACGACAAAAACGGACACCAGGCCUUUAAUGAGGACAAACUGAAAUUCAUACUGAUGGAUUGUAUGGAGGGAAGGGUUGCCAUUACACGUGUUGCUAACUUGUUGCUUUGCAUGUAUGCCAAGGAGACAGUCGGCUUUGGGAUGCUUAAAGCCAAGGCUGAGGCUUUAGUGCAGUACCUUGAGGAACCACUAACACAAGUGGCAGCGUCGUAGGAUCUACUUUGACAUGUGGAUUUGUGUAUAAGAUCUUGGCCUUUAUACAAUAAUAUCUAUGGCUUUAUUUAUUUGCAUACUCAAGUUGAUUGCUGUAUCAAAUUAUGCGGUUAUAAAACCCAAAAUAAGUAUUAUUGCAUAAACAUUAAUUAAUCCAUUUGAA